AUGCAGAACAUUAUUGCAAAUGGAUCUUUUCCGAAACCUUUAUGUGCUCUUCCUCCAUCAUAUGAAGGUGGGGGAUUUGGCGGUGGCAGCGCCUAUGGCGGCGGGGGACAUCAUGCUGGGUAUGGUGCUGCUCCAAAAUACAGCAGUUUUGGUUACGCGGCAGCCAAGGUGCGCGCUGGAGGAUGUCCUUAUGGUUGGAGUCCGUAUCAUGGAAGCUGUUAUUACUUCAGUCGAGACAAGCUGUCAUGGUGGCAAGCUGAGAUGAAAUGUGCCAGUCAGGGAGGUUAUCUUGUUAUCGUGGAUGCAGCUCAUGAAAAUUCUUUCAUCCGACGCUAUUUGGCUGAAUACAGAGUAACUGGUGGAGCUUGGUUCGGUCUGAACGAUUGUCUGUUCCCAAACAAACACCGAUGGAUCUGGGGAUUUAGCAAGAAGAGGUGUCAUAAGUUUGACUGGUACGGUCAGGAACCAGUUUAUCACGCCAAAGGAGACUGGAAUUGUGGUGCAUUCUGGGAAAGUUAUCAGUAUCACUGGCAUGUUGAUAGCUGUGCCCAGAGGAAUUACUAUGUCUGCGAAAUGAAACUGGGCAAACCUUGCAGAUGUCAAUAUUAGUCCAUGUACAUAUAUUUGUUAUAAAUGUGU
Saccostrea cuccullata (small rock oyster) is the source of this 639-nucleotide messenger RNA. Its product is annotated as perlucin-like protein. The coding region runs from base 1 to 609 and encodes 202 amino acids. The record is from RefSeq and is a predicted model, not a curated record. The transcript is spliced from 5 exons. Gene Ontology annotation, molecular function: signaling receptor activity. Lineage: Eukaryota; Metazoa; Mollusca; Bivalvia; Ostreida; Ostreidae.